UUGGAGUCUUGGAAAUUUCUACAGCUCACAUUUGAAUUAGACUGUGAUAUUUCGCGAUGACUGAUAUAUUUUCCUCAGAUCAAAGCAUAAGUUCUAGUCUUCCCGAUUCGAAGGAAGUAGACGCAGAACUUCAACAGUUUCUAUUGAUUGAAAGAGAAAGAGCGAAAAUCCAAGCACAGAUUCACGAAUUCAGUGAUAUUUGCUGGGACAAAUGUAUGGAUAAACCUGGAAAUAAGCUAGACAGUAGAACAGAAACAUGUUUAGCGAAUUGUGUAGACAGAUUCAUUGAUGUAUCAUUACUUAUAGCCAACCGGUUUUCUCAAAUGGUUCAAAAGAAUUCUGGCAACUUUUAAUUUUUUAAAUAUUUAUUUUUGUUAAAAUUGUAGGUAAAUAAUUGUAUAAUGUUAAGUAGUGAUCAGUUAAUGUGUUGAAAAUUAAACUUUUUUUUAUCAAAUUAAA
Messenger RNA from Nezara viridula (southern green stink bug), 459 nucleotides. The record is from the annotation of a GenBank genome assembly. Lineage: Eukaryota; Metazoa; Arthropoda; Insecta; Hemiptera; Pentatomidae.